Molecule: messenger RNA, 3571 nt
Organism: Zingiber officinale
Lineage: Eukaryota; Viridiplantae; Streptophyta; Magnoliopsida; Zingiberales; Zingiberaceae
Product: ubiquitin-activating enzyme E1 2-like
Exons: 7
Coding region: 171-3401 (1076 amino acids)
Biological process (GO): protein sumoylation
Cellular component (GO): SUMO activating enzyme complex; cytoplasm
Molecular function (GO): SUMO activating enzyme activity
Source: RefSeq, a predicted model, not a curated record
UCGACCUUAUAAAUUCCUCUCGUUGGGUCGGUUUACUCCCAGAGCUUCGCACUCCCUCCAACCCUAACCAGUAGAUAAGCUAGACGAGGAAGCGAUCGGAGGAAGAAGAAGCACCCAAACCCUGCGCUCCUUCGAUUCUCCUCCAUCCGUUCCCCUGCGUACCGCUCUAUAUGAUUUCUCGGAAAAGAGUUGUGGAAGCUGAGAUCGACCAGGACCAGGCGGCUGCUGUGGCUGACGAGACUUUGCAUAAGAGGACGAGAGAGGACUUGCUGAUCUCUUCGGCUGUGGCUGAGGAGACAUCGGUGAUGGAGGUGGAUAACAGCCAAGUCAAUGGGAUGCAGAUUGAUGCGGAUGGGAGCAAGCCAGAUGACAUCGACGAGGACCUCCACAGCAGGCAGCUGGCCGUGUAUGGACGGGAGACGAUGCGUCGACUUUUUGCCUCCAACGUUCUUGUUUCUGGCCUUCAGGGUCUCGGUGCUGAGAUUGCGAAGAAUCUUGUUCUUGCUGGUGUAAGAUCUAUCACUUUGCAUGACGAAGGGAAUGUGGAAAUGUGGGACUUAUCUAGCAAUUUCUUUUUCUCUGAGGAAGAUAUAGGUAAGAACAAGGCACUUGCAUGCGUUCUGAAGCUGCAAGAACUGAACAAUGCUGUUGUAGUCACUACUUUGACUGGAAAUUUAUCUAAGGAGAAACUCUCUAGUUUCCAGGCUGUUGUUUUCACUGAUGUAAGCAUAGAAAAAGCACUUGACUAUAAUGACUAUUGUCACAAUCACCAACCGCCAAUUAGCUUCAUUAAGUGUGAAGUGCGAGGUCUUUUUGGUGGUGUUUUCUGUGAUUUUGGUCCAGAGUUCACUGUUUCUGAUGUUGAUGGCGAGGAGCCACAUACUGGUAUCAUUGCAUCUAUUAGUAAUGAUAAUCCUGCUAUGGUAACAUGCGUGGAAGAUGAGCGGCUUGAGUUCCAGGAUGGAGAUCUUAUUGUCUUCUCUGAAGUCGAAGGGAUGACUGAACUAAAUGAUGGAAAGCCCAGAAAGAUCAAAAGUGCAAGGCCAUAUUCAUUCACUCUUGAGGAAGACACAACCAACUUUGGUGCAUACAAGAAAGGUGGAAUAGUUACACAGCUGAAGGAACCCAAAAUCCUUAAAUUCAAGCCUCUAAAAGAUGCUCUAAGGGAUCCAGGGGAAUUUCUCUUGAGUGACUUCUCCAAAUUUGAUCGUCCUCCUCUUUUACAUUUGGCUUUUCAAGCAUUGGAUAGAUUUAGGCAUGAGAUGGGGCGAUUUCCUCUUGCCGGAUCAGAGGAGGAUGCUCAGCAGAUGAUAGCUUUUGCUAUCAACCUGAACGAAAGCAUGGGUGAUCAGAAGCUUGAAGAAUUUGAUAGGAAAAUUCUGCGGUACUUUUCUUAUGGUUCCCGGGCAACAUUGAAUCCAAUGGCUGCAAUUUUUGGUGGUAUCGUUGGACAAGAGGUUGUGAAGGCUUGUUCUGGAAAAUUCCAUCCACUUUUUCAGUUUUUUUACUUCGAUUCACUUGAAUCCCUCCCUGUAGAGCCGUUGGAACCUAGUUAUUUUAAGCCACUGAAUCACAGGUAUGAUGCUCAGAUCUCUGUGUUUGGGUCCAAGCUUCAAAAGAAACUGGAAGACGCCAAAAUAUUUAUUGUUGGGUCUGGUGCCUUGGGGUGUGAAUUCUUAAAGAAUCUAGCAUUAAUGGGUGUUUGUUGCAGUCCGGAGGGAAAGCUCACUAUAACUGAUGAUGAUGUAAUUGAGAAAAGUAAUCUCAGUCGUCAGUUUCUCUUCAGGGAUUGGAAUAUUGGGCAAGCCAAAUCCACUGUAGCAGCCACAGCUGCCUCAUUAAUCAACCCCAAACUUCAUAUUGAGGCUCUCCAAAACCGUGCAAGCCCUGAGACUGAAAAUGUGUUUGAUGAUGCAUUUUGGGAAAGCUUAGACACUGUUAUUAAUGCACUCGACAAUGUAACAGCAAGAAUGUAUAUUGAUGGUCGGUGUCUAUAUUUCCAAAAGCCUCUUCUAGAAUCUGGAACUUUAGGUGCCAAAUGCAAUACACAGAUGGUCAUUCCUCACUUGACCGAGAACUAUGGAGCCUCUAGAGAUCCACCUGAGAAGCAGGCACCCAUGUGCACUGUUCAUUCAUUCCCCCAUAACAUUGAUCACUGUCUAACAUGGGCUAGAUCUGAAUUUGAUGGUCUUCUUGAGAAAACACCAAAUGAAGUGAAUACAUUCCUAUCUAAUCCAGAUGUGUAUGCUUCUUCUAUGAGAAAUGCUGGAGAUGCACAGGCUAGGGAUCUUCUUGAACGUGUUCUUGAGUGCCUUGACAAGGAUAGAUGUGAGUCAUUCCAAGAUUGUGUUAGUUGGGCACGUCUAAGGUUUGAAGAUUACUUCUCCAAUCGUAUGAAGCAGUUAACAUUUACUUUCCCUGAGGAUGCAGUUACAAGCAGUGGUGCACCUUUCUGGUCUGCUCCUAAACGAUUUCCACGACCGUUGUUGUUCUCUGCUAGUGAUCCCAGUCAUAUUCAAUUUAUUAUGGCUGCUUCUAUUCUUAGAGCUGAAACAUUUGCAAUUCCUGUUCCUGAUUGGGCCAGAUACCCAAAGAAGAUAGCUGAUGCUGUUAAUAAAGUUAUAGUCCUUGAAUUUCAGCCUAAGACAGAUGUUAACAUUGUAACUGAUGCAAAAGCUACUAGCCUUUCGACUGCUUCCAUCGAUGAUUCUGCAGUCAUCAAUGACCUUAUUACAAAGCUUGAAGAAUGUUCCAAGAAACUUCCCACAGAAUUUCGUAUGAACCCAAUUCAGUUUGAAAAGGAUGAUGACACCAACUACCAUAUGGAUUUUAUUGCUGGGCUAGCUAACAUGCGUGCAAGAAACUAUAGCAUCCCGGAAGUUGAUAAACUGAAGGCCAAGUUCAUAGCUGGGAGGAUCAUCCCAGCGAUUGCUACCUCAACAGCUAUGGCGACUGGUUUUGUGUGCCUCGAACUUUACAAAGCACUUUCUGGAGGGCAUACGGUGGAGGACUACAGAAACACAUUUGCUAACCUUGCUCUACCUUUGUUCUCCAUUGCUGAGCCCGUUCUGCCUAAGACAAUCAAGUACAGAGAUAUGAGCUGGACAGUGUGGGAUCGCUGGAUCAUUAAGGGUGAUUUUACACUUCGGCAACUGCUGCAAUGGCUCAGGGACAAAGGGCUGAGUGCUUAUAGUAUUUCCAGUGGAACUUCUUUACUCUAUAAUAGUAUGUUUCCUAGGCACAAGGAUCGGAUGGAUCGGAAGGUGGUUGAUCUAGUUAAAGAGGUCGCUAAGGUUGAAAUACCUGCUUACAGGCGCCAUAUUGACGUUGUGGUGGCUUGUGAAGAUGAGGAGAAUGGGGAAGAUGUUGACAUCCCAUUGGUGUCAAUUUACUUUUGCUAGUCGUGCUCUAGAUUGUAGGAUCCAUGAGACGGAUGGUCAUUAAUUCUCUAGACCUUUUUCCCCCCCAAACCUAUAUUGAACGCAAUGGGCAUCACAUUGUCACCACCUGUUUUUUUAUGGUACAAUUACAAUUAUGAAGACUUAAAAAAAAGGAAAAUGAGUUUUAUUUA